Staurois parvus is the source of this 357-nucleotide messenger RNA. The record is from the annotation of a GenBank genome assembly. NCBI's taxonomy places the organism in Eukaryota, Metazoa, Chordata, Amphibia, Anura, Ranidae.
UCUUGUACAGGUGUACCGGCUCCUCCCCUUCAAUCUUGUACUGGUGUACCGGCUCCUCCCCUUCAGUCUUGCACAGGUGUACCGGCUCCUCCCCUUCAAUCUUGUACUGGUGUACCGGCUCCUCCCCUUCAGUCUUGUACAAGUGUACCGGCUGUACAAAUGUGCAAGACUGAAGGGGAGGAGCUGGUUACCUGUAGAAGAAUGAAGGGGAGGAGCCGGUACACCUGUGCAAGACCGAAGGGGAGGAGCCGGUACACCUGUGCAAGACCGAAGGGGAGGAGCCGGUACACCUGUGCAAGACUGGAGGGGAGGAGCCGGUACACCUGUGCAAGCCUGGAGGGGAGGCCGGAGUUCGGC